AUGGCGGAUCGCGAGCGCAGCAUACACGAAAUGCUAAAGGAUGCGCCCUCGCUGAACGACAGCUGCGGAGCGGUGCACACGGGCACCGAAGGAGGCAGCUUGGUCCUUGGGAGCGCCAGCAGCCACAGUAUCGUUGGAGGAGGCGGAGUUCAUGGGUCUGCAGGCGGUCCCUUUGGCGCCCCCAACAGUCUGCCACUUCGGAACCACUCAGCACCCACCACACCCAUGUCGCCCAGCAGUCCCCCGUCCGGAAACGGCAUCCUAAGCCCUACGGACAGCGGGAGCGGCAGUCUCAUACGCACUAGCGCCUCCAAGAUCGACAGCCUUAAGAACUGGAGCAUAUCUACCUAUAAGUGCACGCGACAAAUUAUGCUGGAGAAGCUGGGCAAAUCGCAGCGCACCGUGGAUUCGGAGCUGGAAGCCCAGAUUGAGCAGCUGCGCGAGACGCAGCGUAAGUAUCUGUCCAUACUAAGGUUAACGCGAGCCUUCAGCUCGCACUUUCAGCAUGUGGUCGUCACUCAGCACGCUCUGGCCGAUUCUUUCGCUGAUCUGGCUCAGAAGAACCCCGAGCUGCAGAAAGAGUUCACCUGCAAUUCGGAGACACAGCGCAAUCUCACCAAGAACGGCGAGCUUCUCCUCAAUGCGCUAAACUUUUUCAUUUCGUCGGUUAACACGCUGUGCAACAAGACGAUCGACGACACCCUGCUGACGAUACGACAGUACGAAACAGCCAGAGUCGAGUUCGAUGCAUACCGCAUGGACUUGGAGAACACCAAGCCAGAGCUGACACCAUCGGCUGCGGCGCUGGAGGAGACUCAGCGCAGUUUUGCGCAGCACAAGGAACAAUACGAGAAACUGCGCUCUGACGUGGCGGUUAAAAUGCAAUUUCUUGAUGAGAAUCGCAUUAAGGUGAUGCACAAGCAACUAAUUUUACUGCACAAUGCAAUCGCCGCUUACUUCUCGGGCAAUGCCAUGGCACUGGAGAGCACUCUGAAGCAGUUCAACAUAAAGCUUAAGUCACCCAAUGCCGUUACUGGAUCCUGGCUGGAACAGUAGAAUCAGUAGUUCCCUCCCACACUCGAAACACAUUGCAGACGGCAUUUAAGCGCAUCUAAUGGAAGGAGUUGUCCUCCACUCACUUGCUGAAUGAGCACGCUCUCUAAAAGAAAUCAGAAGCGAAUAUCCAAUGCACUGGAUGCUGCAUGACGAAUCGUAACAAUAUUUACGUGCUAAGUUUAAGUCGAAUUCCUAAAUCGUAAGCAGAAAGUGGUAACUGUAUGUUAUAUGCAUAUAUAUAUCUAUAUAUAUAUAUAUUUUUCCAACCGCUUCUCUGCAUGUAACUCUAUGUAUUACCCACAUUUCCACACUUGGUACGCCACAGUUCCUUUCAUUUGUGUUUCCAAAAUUUGCACUUUCCGUUGGGUAUUAUAUUGCGCUCUGCUUGUGAAACACUUAGACCAAAAAGUGCUCAGUGCAGUAUAUUUAUGUAUUAACUAAACCCCACACUUUAGUUUUAGAUAUUGUUCAAUGUGUGUAUAAAUCAUUUGUAAUUAACCAAAAUAAUAAUCCAUAACAAAUCGAAAUGUUUCCUCGAGCUUAAUUAAUUUGAAUUCAUUGUUUUACUAGUCAACGUAUUAUUUACACUAAAAUAAAGUCGAUAUAUAAAAAUAUAUAAAUAAAAACUAUUUAAUUAUACCAAA
Molecule: messenger RNA, 1700 nt
Organism: Drosophila ficusphila
Lineage: Eukaryota; Metazoa; Arthropoda; Insecta; Diptera; Drosophilidae
Gene: Arfip
Product: arfaptin-2
Exons: 5
Coding region: 1-1056 (351 amino acids)
Biological process (GO): intracellular protein transport; regulation of Arp2/3 complex-mediated actin nucleation
Cellular component (GO): trans-Golgi network membrane
Molecular function (GO): phospholipid binding; protein domain specific binding
Source: RefSeq, a predicted model, not a curated record